AUGAAGAGGCACCCAGACUUCUGCUGGGUCGUCAGUCUCCUAACGGCCAUCUUCCCAACCAGGCACCUUCCCCACGUGCUAACGACAAUUCCCAUUGACUCCAACCUCCUGUCCAGUGGCAGCAUCUCGCAGAUGAUGGGAGGGGCCCUCUGCUGGCACCAGGCGUGGGCUCAGGCAUGUGGGGAGCAAGAGUACCGGGGUGAGGAUGGUCGCUGCGUCCUCUGCGAAGCAUGUCCAGCUGGAGAAGAGCCAGACCGAAAAUGUGGUUAUGGUUCAGGAUUAGGAAUGGCCUGCAAGCCGUGCUCGGUAGGUUUCUUCUCUUCCAGCUCUGGGCUGGAUCUCUGCUCAUUGCAUACUGCUUGCGAGGCCAAGAAGAGGGUCCGUGCCCGCCUUGGAACAGCGACUGCGGACACUUUGUGUGGCGCCUGCUUGCCUGGGUAUUACAGUCCAGAUGGGGAGAUGGAUCCAAGAGCCACUUGCCUCCCUUGCCUGUCUGCCCCCAGGGGGGUGCCUGGAUGCCAAGGCUCCAGGAAGUGGCCAACUCGCCUGGCCCGGAACGCAGAGGCCCUUCCGAGAUGGGGCGAGAAGAUGGCUGUUAACGGCACCCGGGAGGGGAAGCCGGAGGAGAGCGCCACGCAGUACGCAGUCCUGGCCAUCGUCCCCGUCUUCUGCAUCAUGGGCUUGCUGGGCAUCCUCUUCUGCAACCUCCUGAUGAAAAAGGGCUACCACUGCAUGGCCCAGAAGGACACGGACGAGGAGGCGGCCAAGUCGGAGAGAACUGGGAACAGUUCAGGCUGCAGGGCAGAAGACGCGAACGAAGACACCAUUGGGGUCCUUGUACGGCUGAUCACAGAGAAAAAAGAAAAUGCAGCCAUUCUGGAAGAUAUGCUGAAGGAAUACCACAGCAAGCAACUCGCGCGGCCGAUUUACAAGCCCAUGAACAAGUUGCACCUCCUGCCUCAGAUCCCCCACAUUUGCCGGCAUCAGCACCACCUCCACACUGUCCAGGGCCUGGCCACGCGCCCAGGCCCCACCUGCACCCGGUGCAGCCAGAAGAAGUGGCCGGAGCUGCUGCUGUCCACAGGAGCCACCCCCACGACCAUCCUACCCAGCAGCCACACCCCAAAACCCACAAGGCCGGGGGAGAUCACCAUUCUCUCAGUGGGCAGGUUCCGCGUCGCCCGUAUUCCUGAGCAGAGAUCCAACCCCGCAGAACUAAAAACCAUUUCCGAGGGCGUGAGGGAGGCCGAGCCCAGCGAGCCCCCUUACGCCUUCCUCGCCCCAGAGCAAAAGAUGCUGGUCGGCAACGGAGGAAAGCUGAAAUGGCCCGGGAUGGUGGAGAGCCAGCAAGAGCAAGUGGGUUUUGUCCAUUGCAUCUACACGGAUAUCCAGACGGACAAGAGACAAGAGGAUGGUUCUCAAGUCCCUUGGGCUUGA
Candoia aspera is the source of this 1437-nucleotide messenger RNA. It is a transcript of the gene RELT, whose product is annotated as RELT TNF receptor. Lineage: Eukaryota; Metazoa; Chordata; Lepidosauria; Squamata; Candoiidae. The record is from RefSeq and is a predicted model, not a curated record. Bases 1 to 1437 code for a protein of 478 amino acids. Gene Ontology annotation, biological process: apoptotic process. The transcript is spliced from 11 exons.